Bombus pyrosoma is the source of this 1886-nucleotide messenger RNA. Its product is annotated as probable oligoribonuclease. Gene Ontology annotation, cellular component: mitochondrion. The transcript is spliced from 5 exons. NCBI's taxonomy places the organism in Eukaryota, Metazoa, Arthropoda, Insecta, Hymenoptera, Apidae. Bases 228 to 788 code for a protein of 186 amino acids. Gene Ontology annotation, molecular function: nucleic acid binding; 3'-5'-RNA exonuclease activity. The record is from RefSeq and is a predicted model, not a curated record.
UAAGAAAUAAUUUUUGGAAAUGCGGACUCUAAAAUGGUAGAAAACAUUUUUUUUUUUAAAGAUACCCAUAUUCCACGAGCUGUUAAAGUUAGAAACACGAAAAUUGGCAUAUGAACUCUUUAUAAGUAAUGAGUUGAAAAUAAUUCGAUAUAUAAUUGAUAUAAGGUUUUAACAUACAGUACACUACAUAGUAUUAAGUUUUACAUUCAAUCUCAUCAAACGAAAAUAUGGCAUAUAACAACCGUGAUUGCAUCGUAUGGAUAGACACAGAAUUAACUGGACUUAAUAUAGAAAAGGAUACAAUUUUGGAAGUUGCUUGUUUGAUAACUGACAAAGAUUUGAACAUUAUAAGUGAUGAAUUUAAUGUUGUAAUUAAUCAACCAGAUGUAGUGUUAGAAAAUAUGAAUGAAUGGUGCACUAAAUGGCAUACAAAGACUGGCCUGGUAGCAAAAUCUAAAUGUAGCAAAUUUAGUUUAAAGGAUGCAGAGCAAAUGUUACUUAAUUUGUUAAAAAAAUACAUUCCAAGUAAAAGUUGUCCUCUAGCUGGUAAUACAGUUUACAUGGAUCGUUUAUUCUUACUAAAAUUUAUGCCAUUAGUCAAUGAUUAUUUACAUUAUAGAAUUAUUGAUUGCAGUGUGAUUAAAGAACUAGUCAGGAGAUGGAAUCCAACAAUUUAUAAAAAUAUGCCAAAAAAGGAACUUCGUCACAGAGCUUUAUCUGAUAUCAAAGAAAGUAUAAAUGAACUAAAAUAUUAUAAAAAGAAUAUAUUUACAGCUUUUAUGGCAUAGCACCCAGGUUCAUAUUCUAUGGGUUACAAUCCCUCAAAUGCCUUUGCUUUCUUAAAGAUUGACAUGGUUAUCUUUACAAAUAGCCAUGUUUUAUUACAAAUGUUUUUAUAUAAACCUCUUAUAUGAAGAGGGGAAAUGAAAAGGGAAGUUAUUGGAAAAAGUUUGGGAAGGAGGCACUAGUAUAGCAAAAUAUCUUAAUUUAUGAAAUAUUACAUUUACAGUAGUAUAUGAAAAUAAUUCACGAACAGUUCUGAUCCAUGUAGAUGCAACCGAAAGAAAUAUGAAUAAGUAAAACAUUAAGCACGUUUAUCAGUAAUACAAUUUUAGGAUUAUGCUUGUAUAUUCUAUGUAAUUCAAUCAAACUAUUAAGGAAAUAUUCUAAUCUAUAAUUUUAAAAAGAAUCAAUUUCUUUUAUAGAAAGAUUUUGUCAAAUUCGUAAAAUUAAUAGACUUACAUUUUUCUACUGUGAUAGAUGUUUGAACUUCAAUUUGCAAUUCAUAAUUAUACGUAAUCCACGAUUUGUUAGUACUGUGAAAAUAGGAAGCACCUUGAACAUGAUUUUUUAAAAAGUUAUCAGAAACUACAGUAUUUCAAAGGCCACGUACAACGAUGAACAUUUUUUUUACAAGAUUUCAAGAUCAUCAUCUUUUUUAAGUAGAACUAUAUGUUCAUUUUCUGUAUCUUUGUAGAGCGCGAAAAAACAAAUUUAAAGCGUGUUCUUGGACUGCUCAAGAGUUAAAGUAAAGCUUCAACUCUCAUAAAUCUACUCUGCAUAUUAUUCUGAUUUUCUACGUAAUUCUAUUUAUUAUAUGCAAUUAAUACAAUACCCCUUUCUGAUUACGUAUUUGAAGGGAUUCGAAGUAUUUCAGAGCGUAUCAGUAACUGUACAUUUAUCUAUAGUCCGUCCAACGAAACAAAAUUUGGUUGCCGCGCUUGCAAUUAUUGGCUGUCGGCUAGUGAUACUCGAAUUUCACUUCUUCACUGCCUCGCCUCUAUAAUAUAUGUAAAAACUUUAUUAUUGAUUUUGAAAGUUACAUAAAAAGAUUUAUAGAUAUUUGAUUUUUUUGUAAUCAUCACAAAAUAGAUUAAUAUAACUAU